AUGUGUCCCGUAACUCCCGAAUUUAAUCCCGUUUGCGGUUCGGAUUAUUCUACUUAUAGCAACAUGGGAAGGCUUAAAUGCGCUCAAUAUUGCGGGAAAAGCGUGACUUUGUUUCAUUAUGGUAGAUGUAGAGGAAUGAGAGCCGUCACAGCGGAUACGAAAACAACAACGACAAAAAAACCAAAUCCAGCACCGAUAAAGUUCCUUAAUUUUUCUUUUUAA
Molecule: messenger RNA, 222 nt
Organism: Pediculus humanus corporis (human body louse)
Lineage: Eukaryota; Metazoa; Arthropoda; Insecta; Psocodea; Pediculidae
Exons: 2
Coding region: 1-222 (73 amino acids)
Molecular function (GO): serine-type endopeptidase inhibitor activity; protein binding
Source: RefSeq, a predicted model, not a curated record